This is a messenger RNA of Nematostella vectensis (starlet sea anemone), 2164 nucleotides long. RefSeq lists its product as uncharacterized. Lineage: Eukaryota; Metazoa; Cnidaria; Anthozoa; Actiniaria; Edwardsiidae. The transcript has 2 exons. The record is from RefSeq and is a predicted model, not a curated record. Bases 306 to 1076 code for a protein of 256 amino acids.
CUGACAUGGCACCAGUCGCAGCGAACAAGCAACUUUAACAGGCCACCCGCAAAACAUACUAAAAUUGACUCCUUUGCUGACCAUUUAUAAACAAAUACACAAGCAUAUAAUAGUCUCCAGCGAGGAGUGAAUACACCCGGGUAGCAUUUCGGACGCAACCGCUUUUUCUUCCUUGCCUGAAUUGCUUUUCAUGUGGGAUGUACUGAAAAUUGUGUAUGGAAGUUCGAAAUCACUUGAGUACACGAGCGUGAACUUUGUUAGAUGAGUUUUAUUUUUCACAGUGCGAACGAAUUAAAGCAGCGAAAAUGCAUCGGUUCUUGACGAAGGAGCAGCGUGAGAGCUACCUUCGUGAGAUGUUCUACUCGUCCUUCAGUAACAGGAGACCCAGCAUUUCAUCGCCAGCCAAUAACAAUGCCAGAAAACUAGGAUUUUAUUUGCAGAAACUCUACGCUCUCGUGGAAAACUCCAAAGGUUUGACAAACGAGGCCGGCGAAACGCUCAAAGAAAUUGUUAGAAUUCGAAUGCGCGGUAAACCGAGUUUUUUCGAGGCCAAGCUGUACGCUGAUUACAAGCGGUUUCUACUUGUGCGAGGUCAGAGAGAUGUGACGAUGAGGAAGAUCAGUGAACAGCAGUGCUUCCAGUGUGUUCUGAAGGAGUCCCACGCGCCCCCACCCUCCCUCCCUAGGGGAGAUCCGUACUGGGGUUCCAGACAGCAGUUACGAUGCGGGGAGAUUGUUGGAGAUACGGUCGGUGGAAUGGACGCUGUAUUUGGAGUUCUGUUAUACCCCGCAGGAGGUAAAAUUGACUCAUCAACUCUAAAGAGCAUGCGCAAAAAGUACUUUCCGCUGACCAGAAAACUUAAGGACGAAAGCGAAGAAGACAUUAUCAUGUAUCAUACCGCUGUACACGAUGCGUGCGGCUACCUCCACGAAUACCACGGUCUGGGGCCUGGGUACAACUACCUCGGUACCAUGUUAACCCUGAUUCCCACGUUUGUGCCUCAGAGCGGGCGAAUGGCUGCGUUGCUAUUUUGGAAGAGACUCGUUAAUGAAAAGACUGUUCCUGUGGAGUACUAGAUAUGACUUGACGUGGCGUGAGAAGUAAACUAGAUAUGACUUGACGUGGCGUGACAAUUAAAAAAGAAUAGAUUGUCCUUAGCAAAGUAAGGCGAAGACGGAGGGUGUUAACACGCUCGUGAAAAUCAUGAAGUAACCCUAGGGAAGGGGGGUGUCUAUGUGUGUAUGUAAUGGGGGAAACAGGUUUUUUCCUCUUCUGCUUGACUUGACGUGGCGUGACAAGUAAAAAAAUAGAUUUUUCUUAGCGAAGUAAAGCAAAGACGGAGGGUUUUACACGCUCGUGAAAAUCAUGAAGUAACCCUAAGGAAGGGGGGUGUCUGUGUGUGUAUGUAAUGGGAGGGGGGUGGACAGUUUUUUUUUUCACUUCUGCUCACUUCCGUUAGGUUUGUGUGAUUCACAGACUUGUGCACUCUUAAAUCUUCCUACUCUUCCAUUUUCGUUCACUCGCUUAGGAAAACCAGACUUUGAGUUGGGCCUUUUGUUUAGAUUUUUUUUAGCCAAGAAAAAGCUAAGCUCAAUGUGACAGGGACAUGCACAAACUAUUGCGUGUUUCGAGAACUUGAUACUCGAAUCAUUAUUGAUAAAGGUGGGGUCAGGGUAUUUUUUGUUAAAGGUAUUCGGCUCUCCUAUGCUCCCCUACCCCCCCGCCCCAUAUAAUAGCUAUCACUGAGUACCCCCUAUCCAAGGAGAAAUAAGGAAUAAAAAAUGAAAUCAUCAGAGUGGUUCGCAAGAGAAACAUUUAUACUUUGUUAAUUUGCAAUUUUUAUAGAAUAAAAUAGUUUUCAUUAUAUCUAUUGCAAGAAAAAAAAUGCAUAGGUUUCUUAAACAAUGAGCGAUAAUUAUAACACCCUUGUAGUCGAGAUGUGGAAAAGUAUUUGAUUAACACAUGGAGUAUAACACCUGACCUAUCAAUGUUUAAUAACAUUUAUGAUUAUCGUUUAAUAUGCAAUAAUAUAUGAUGACAAUAUAGAACGGUUUAAUCUACUUUUAGAGCUAUAUUUUUCAAAUGAUUUUCAACUGUAUCAGUUGGUAAUAAUUUGUAAAAACAUAAUUUGUAAUCAUCAUGAAUAAACAAAUAGAGUGAUGUA